UAAGCAUGUGGUGGGUGUGGGGUUAAGGCAAUCUGGGGUUUUACAGUUGCAGCUGCACAGGCAGCAGGAUGUCGUGUCUCAGAGCAAAAAACACUGACCCUGCUGUCACUUCUGAGCACAGAAACCUCAGUGACAUGGACAGGCAAGGGACAAUAAGUGUGUCUGUGAGGGAGAGAGAGAAGGAACAGAAUGGAACAUGGAGGGGGGAGAGAUAUGCAGAGGAGUGGAAAAGGAGAAGAUCAACAGGAGCAAAAAAGCUCAAUACAGAAAUAUUAACAUGGAAAGCAGCAAGGGGCAAUGGGAUGAAAGAGGAGUGUAGAAGAGAGAUAAUCUGAUGGGGUGAGGACUGAGAGAUGUGAGUACACAGAAGAAGGGGGGCUGUGAGAACUGAUAAGAGAAUGAGUACAGAAAGAUCAGAGGAGGUGGGGUGUGUACAGUAAGUGAUGCUUUGAGAGAAGUAAAGCAAAUUAUUGGAGGAGAGGAGAUCAAAGAUGGUACAAGAGAAAAAUGUGAAAUAUAUAGCAAAUGAGCAAGAGAAGGAAAAGAAACGAAGGAAAAGAAAAUAAGGAGAAAGUACAUUAUCUAGUGCUGUGCGAUGUGACUAAGGAAGAACUGAUUAGAGAAAACUCGUGACGUGCAGGACGUGUGAUAUAGAGGGAACUGCAGUGAAUGUCUAGAAUAGACCAAGAACGAAAAUUACCAACAUGGCAAAGGGGGGAAAGGGGAGGAAAGUAGGUGGGGGAAUUAGUAAGCAGAUAAGAGGAAAACAGUGGCGAAUAUAUAAGAAGUCAGCAAAGAAUAAGAGAAGAGGCGCGUGGAAAUAGAAGAGAUAAAGUGAGAGCGAGAGAGGAUAUCAAAAAGGAGAAGUGAGAAGAGAGGGAGAUAAUGUGGAGUGAAGUUGCUGUUACUGGACUUCUGAUUGAACAAAAACAAAGCAUUUGGUGACAUGAUGGCACAAGUUCUACAUAUGGAAACUCAUUUCCCAGGUAAACCUGGCCCUGCCUCCCUCUCUGGAGUAAAAGACCCUGAUGUGCCCUAUUCUGUAGAGACACCGUAUGGUUACCGGCUAGACUUGGACUUCCUCAAAUAUGUUGAUGACAUUGAGAAAGGUCAUACUAUUAAAAAAGUGCCAGUACACCGCAGACCUCGUUAUGGAUCCUUACCACGUGGCCCAGGCUACACCGGCUCUUGGUGGACAUCCACAGAGUCACUUUGUUCUAAUGCCAGCAAUGAUAGCCGUCACUCCUCUUACUCAUACUGUGGACGAAGCUUCUACCCAGCCUACGAGAGCAGAGGUGGACCUCAUACUGCAAAUAGCUUUAAUCCCCGUGUGGAGAGGACAUUGCUGGAUGCUAGCAAGAAGUUGGAGGCUGGGCAGUCUCGUCCUCUUGGGUCGGGUUGCCGCUCAACCAGCUCUGUUUCUACUCCUUCUCUCUCUCGCCUACCUUCUUCCUCUUCAACACAACAACUUUCUUCUUUCACCCCAUUAAGCUCUGGAAUGUCCACGCCAGUUUCUCCUACCCCAGUUCAUCUCCAGCAUGUGCGGGAGCAGAUGGCAGUGGCUCUUAAGAGACUGCGCCAGCUUGAGGAGCAGGUGAAAAUGAUUCCAGUCCUCCAGGUAAAAAUUUCUGUCCUCCAGGAAGAGAAGCGCCAACUAAGUGUUCAGUUAAAGAGCCAAAAGUUCCUUGGGCAUACUGGCAAUAACUCUAGGGGAAGGGGAAGAGGGGAACUAUACAUUGAAAUUCCAGAAGAAGAUUCAAAAAAUGGGAAAGUAGAAGGAGAGCCAGGAAGAGAGGGCAAAGAAGAAAAUGGAGAAGAUGCUAAGAAAGUAGGGGGUUUGAAAGAAGGAUUACAAGAAGAUACAAAAGUGCAUUUGGAAUCUCAGGAAAGGCCAACUAAAAAAAUGUGCAGCGUUGGAGUAUGGGUGCGAGAGGUGGACUUCGUGCCUAUCCCUACAAGGCAACCAGAGGCAGAUAAACAGAGGCUUCUAGUCCAGGCACUGUCUGCCAAAGUCGCAGUGCUUGAAAAGCAGCUUGGACGGGCUCUGAUUGAAGUUCAAAAUGCUAACAAAAAACUUGAAGAGGCUGAGAGAGCAGGCAGGGGUGAGGAAACAGGAAAAAGAGAGAAGAAGGAGGAGGUACGGGCAGAUGCAGUGAAGGUAGCUAGAGUAGAACGAGGAAGUGAAGUGGCCUCCAGCACAAAAGUGGGACCUGGGGUCCAGCCACAAAGGGCUCGAGACUUGGAAGUAAGAGGUGUAGGAGCAAAGCCACGAGAGGAAGAGGAGAGAGUGUAUAGGAGCAGAGAAAUUGUAGAGAAGCCAUUCCACACCUCUCAAGGUCCAGCUGUCACUAUCCAUUUGGUAAAGAAGAUCAGUAUCACGGGGCAUGGUGCAAAGGAAGAUCCCAGUACUGUUUGGAGAGGAGGGGACCCUGUAUCACCUGUAAACGUAACCCAGGAAGUCACAAUAGGAGGAAGCAACAUAGGAGUCACAGAUAUGGGGAGUGAUGACAGGACAGGCAUUUCUGCUGAAAAUAAAAAGUCCAUCAACACAAAUCAACAGAAUGACCAAGAGACAAAAUCCCUGCACUUUUCUGGAGUGAAUGGAGACUUGGACACUCACUCUGCGUCAUCAGAGGAUUCAGGUACAAUGGAAAAUCCAUCUGACAGUGAGAGCACAGAAAGUGAAUAUCAUGAAGCCAGUGAAGGAUUAACAGGGGCUCAGACUGAGACACAACAUCCAGGAGUAACCAGUAGCCACACUCCUAGAGACCCAGUGAAGGAGAUACCAGAGACAGCUACAGCCUCACUGUCCCCAACAAACCCCACACCUAGGGUGGAGCUGAGUAACACUUUGAUCUCAGGCUGUGUGGCCUUACAGAAAUCCUUAGAUAAUUUCACAGCUCUUACAGACCAAGAAAAGGCAGCGGCACAUGCAGUGGUGCUCCAGGAGUGGAUGAAGAUACUGAGGCAGAAGGAGGUGGACCCAGCUGUCAUUCGCCACCACUUGACAGUCUUCCGUGCCAUGUCCCCACGUUUGCUGGAGGUCAUCAUAAAUAUGGCGGAUUCUAAAGGGAAUACUGCCGUCCAUUAUGCGGUGUCACAAUCUAACUUCACAGUGGUCCGGCAGCUGUUGGAGACUGGCCUGUGUGAUGUGAACAGACAGAAUAAGGCCGGCUUCACGCCCCUCAUGCUCACAGCGCUUGCAGCUUUUCGUUCUGACGAGGACAUCGAGACAGUUACACAGAUGCUGCGCUUGGGAGACGUCAACUGCAGAGCAAGCCAGGCUGGGCAGACAGCUCUGAUGCUGGCAGUUAGUCAUGGGCGAUUAGACGUGGUACGUGCUUUGUUGGAGUGUGGAGCAGAUGUGAACGUGCAGGAUCACGAUGGGUCUACUGCGCUCAUGUGUGCAUGUGAACAUGGACAUGCUGACAUUGUUACCCUGCUCCUUGCAGUUCCAUCAUGUGAUGUGGCACUCACAGAUAACGAUGGAAGCACAGCUCUGUCUAUUGCGCUGGAAGCUGGACAGAAUGACAUAGCAAUGCUACUUUAUACUCAUAAUGCACAGACCUGCAAUACGAAUAAUACAAAAAAUCUCAAGAACCCAACUGAUGAAUCCCAAUGAGAGGAUGAAUUUGGGUGCUAGAGCUCCCCUUUAGUACUCAGCUAGAGUAUAGCAAGAGGAGAGACUCUAUAUGCCGUCCAGAGCUGUGUGGCUGCCCUUGGAAUACUGCACUGCAAAACCACUAGGAUUAUACACCCAGCUUCAGCACUAUUGAGGGAGGGAGGUGGGUGGUGGGGGGAGUUAAAUCUGCAAACGUUGGAAAAAGAAGAUGAAUAUAUUUCAAAAUAAUGGUACGAAAUGGAGAUUAUAAAGACAAAUCUGAUGUGGAAAAAAAACCAAGAAUGUUUAAGAAUGGAAAAUGUGAGAAAAAAUAAAUGAACUGAUGUCUAAAAUAGCAAAGUAAAAAUGUAAAAGCGCAAAAGAGAGAGAAAAGCUAUGGAUGCAUGCAGACAAAUGAGAGGGGAUCGGAAAGUUUUAAAAAAAAGGUUUAAACCCCAGUUAAAGAAACAGAAUCAGGAGGAUAAUGGGUAAAGACAUAUAAAAGGAAUGAUGGAAGAUAAAGAGAGAUACAAAGAGAAGGGACAUAUAGGACACCAAGUGGCAAUGGAAGAACAUCUGCAAGAGAGAAGUGGUGAGCAAGAUACUGAAAGUUCUGAGACCGACUGAUGGAAAGAGAAUGAUGAAGAGUGGACAAUGAUAAAGAAAAAACUAGUAUCUCUACAGGCAUAACGUUUUUGUCCCAAGUACCCCAGCUGCCACAUGCAGUUAUUAUUAUUCGUUUAAAAAAUGUCUGUGACAAAUUGGUGUCAGAUAUAGUUUUCUGUUUUCAUGAAUUUAUUUUAAACUUUGGUUUCACUGAAUGCAAAUUCAGCAAAUACUUGGAAAUAUUACAUCAAAAACAAAAAAAUCAACUUACAGAGAAAACACACACAGCACACAUAUAGCUCUUUAACCUCUUCAGGACCGGGAAUUUAAGAGAAAAACAUGCCCAAAGUGCAAGAGAAUUUUUAACGUUUUUGCUAUCACUCCAUUUAAACAGAAAUAGAACCUUGGUUUCCUUGAUUUAUCUAUGAAAAGUAUAUAUGGUUUUUAAGUAGACAACCCAAGGUAUUAAUCUAGGCCCAUUUUGAUAAAUUUCAUACCAACGACUUUGCUAUCAACUGCAAUCAUAUAAAAAAAUCGUUAACUUUUUCACAAACUUUGAGUUUCUCACUGAAAUUACUUACAUACCGCUUGUACGGUAAUAACACAAAUGGUUGUAAAAGCUUCUCUGGGAUCCCUUUAGUUCAGAAAUAGCAGACAUGCAUGGCUGUGCCAUAGCUUUUUGGUAAUUAGAAGGCAGCUAAUUGUAGCUGCGCACCACACUUCUGAAAUUCCCCUACAUGUUUCACCACCAUCUUAGGUACUGGCAGACAGUCAGCCAGUAUUACGUUUUAGGGCUUUUUAUAAAUUCAUUUUAUUUAUUUUUUAUAUUGUGCAGUGUAGGAUCCUCCCACCUCCCUGAACCCUCCAUAACAGCUUGUUAACCGCCCCACCCACAAUGAUCUCCGCCAUCUUAGAUACAGCUGUCUGCCAGUACCCAGUUUACAUGCUUUAUUUAUACAUUUUAUUAAUAAAAAAAAACCUUUUCUGUUGUGUAGCGGUUCCUCCUCCCUACCUCCCCCUCGAAGCUCUUGUGUAUAGGGGCCCCCUCUUAAAAGCCCCUUUGCAGCAUCCUUCCCUCUCCCUUCUUUUCUGUAUCGUAGGGAACCUGCCCCCCUCUGGCUAUGGGCUGCCACCCUCCUUCCCUGCCUCACCACUCAUAGCACCACGGAAAUGAAUGCAGACUGUCUGUAUCUGUGAUCUAACUUCAUAUGGUAAAGGGAUAACAAUCAGAGCUCCCUUACCAUAUGAAGGCAGAUGCCUUCUGCCCUAGCUGCAGUCUAAGCUGACAUUCAGGACCGCACCAUGUGCUACAGUGUUGGACGUAGGUACUACAACAACAGGGUACACUGGGCAAAGUACUGUGUGAUGCAGUACCUAUGUCCAUAUGGCGCAAAGGGUUAAUAUUGUGCCACUUAGAUAGGGGGGAAAAUGUAAACUGAAGGAAGUAAUAUUCAUGUUACCAGAUGUCUGCAUCUAACGUCAUCACAUACACAGCUCAGGCUCAUUUUAAUGUGGCAUACUUGGGUACAGAACAUUUUACCUGGCACAAUUCACCAUGGCAUAUUUUCCUUGUGAUAUUUCACUGUGCCUAUAUAUUUUGCACAUUUUCACAGUGUUAAGCACUUUCCCUGUGAUACAUUUUAUGUUGGUGUUUCUCAACUCCAGUCCUCAAAUGUCUAUAAACAGUCAGAUUUAAAAAGAUGUUGCUACCUGAUAACAGGUGAAUAAGUCACAUAGAUUGAGCAGCUGACCUGUCUAGAUUGGCUCGUUAAAGAUGCUUGAGGGUGGAAAUGAGAAUAAUUAAUUUCUGUGAUAUAUUGAAUGUUUCCUUUAGCUGCACCAAGGCAAACAAUAAUAAAGGGCCAGUGCUGGAGUACCUCUUGCCAGUGCUUCAGGUGCCCUCAUGGGUAAGUACCACAGGUUGAGAAACAGGUGCCCAGAUUAUAUAUCAUGUACCACUUAUUUGAGAAAUUGGUUGCACUUAAUUAUGCCUGCGACUUGAUGCUAAUUAAAAAAAAAUCUGUAAGCAAGCAUUUCAUUUUCAACUAUAGAGAUUCUAUGAAGAAUUCUAUUUGUUGGCCAUUUUAUUGGAAUUAAUGAAUUUUGUAAUCAAAGUAUUUUUUUGCAAAACCAUAACAAAUGGGACAAUGUUUACUUGGUUACUGUAAUUAAUUAUUCAAUUGUAAAAUUAAAAAAAAGAAUCAGAUUUAACAAUGUGAGAAAAAAGUGAUAACACCAACUGCAAUUUUAAAUUGUAAUAUUAAAAGUCUGCUAUAAUUAGCUUCUUAUGAAAACAAAAGAAAUAGGAAAGAUUAUGAAGAAAAAUAAAAGAAUGGGUAAUGUAAAGGGAGAGAAUAAAAUAGCAAAACAAGAUGGUUAACCCCCGAGCAACUCCCUUUUUCUUCUUAUACCAGCCAGUUAAGCUCAUUCCGUAUGAUUCAGCAAUAAUAGUUACCAUUAUUGGUUGGAAUGCAAGCACUGCAAUAUAUAUAUUUUUGUUAUUCAUACUUAUAUAUAGAAAUGAUCCCUAUGACUACCUGUAUUUUAUUAAAUAUACCAUUAUAUGUAGAAUAUA
Molecule: messenger RNA, 6782 nt
Organism: Bombina bombina (fire-bellied toad)
Lineage: Eukaryota; Metazoa; Chordata; Amphibia; Anura; Bombinatoridae
Gene: KANK2
Product: KN motif and ankyrin repeat domains 2
Exons: 13
Coding region: 947-3622 (891 amino acids)
Biological process (GO): negative regulation of G1/S transition of mitotic cell cycle; negative regulation of vitamin D receptor signaling pathway; negative regulation of intracellular estrogen receptor signaling pathway
Cellular component (GO): cytoplasm
Molecular function (GO): protein binding
Source: RefSeq, a predicted model, not a curated record